Molecule: messenger RNA, 384 nt
Organism: Diatraea saccharalis (sugarcane borer)
Lineage: Eukaryota; Metazoa; Arthropoda; Insecta; Lepidoptera; Crambidae
Source: the annotation of a GenBank genome assembly
AUGUUGGCUGCCGACAAUUAUGCAAACAUGUUCGAGAUAGCAGUAAGGAGUGCUGAAAAAUUGUCACAACGCUUUGGCACUUCUUACAGUGUCGGUAUAGCAGCAAAUGUUUUGUAUCCAAUGAGUGGUACCAGUUUCGAUUGGGUCAAGAACUACACUAACACCAGAAUAUCUUACUUAAUUGAACUCAGGGACAUGGGAGAAUUUGGUUUCCUUCUUCCAGCUUCACAGAUUAUACCCAACAACUUAGAAGUGAUGGACGGCCUAAUAGAAAUGGACAAAACUACGAAAUUGCUGGGCUAUUACACUACAGCAGAUGCAUCAAAGAUAUUUUACUCACUUAGUGUAGUAAUAUUUGGAUUAAUGGCUAUAUUAGUUGUUUAA